AUGGUGCUCCGCUCGCGUCGCAGCACGCCGCACGGCACCAUCGAGAUCGCACGCGGCGAAUCGGCUAACUGCGACGGCUCCAUCUUCACAGCGCAAAUCGCGUGGCCAGUCCGCACAAAGGUGGCCGCCGCUGCCGCCAUCGCGUUGCUGCUGCAAGAGAGCGUGUGCGGUGCGGCGGACCACAACAUGACCGCAUUCCGCGUAUGCUCCGCGGGCGGGAAGCGGCCCAAGGUGGAGAAGGGUUACGAAGACGACGGCGAGGCGCGCGGCGGACAGCGGCUGCUCGGAGCACUCACAAAGAUUGCCGCGGCGGACGUCGCCGUCGUCGUCUCGCGCGUGUACGGCGGCGUCAACAUCGGCAAGCGGAGGUUCGAGCUCAUCGCUUCGACGGCCACCGGCCUGACGCUGCUCCAUCGGCGACCCUGCGAGCCGCAUCUGUUCACAGGCAAGGGCAUCGUCCACUCGUGGGGAGACGGCCACGCGCUGGCCCGCGCCUAG
This is a messenger RNA of Emiliania huxleyi CCMP1516, 498 nucleotides long. RefSeq lists its product as hypothetical. Lineage: Eukaryota; Haptophyta; Isochrysidales; Noelaerhabdaceae. The record is from RefSeq and is a predicted model, not a curated record. The coding region runs from base 1 to 498 and encodes 165 amino acids. The transcript is spliced from 3 exons. Gene Ontology annotation, biological process: regulation of translational initiation. Gene Ontology annotation, cellular component: cytoplasm.